AUGGGGCAAAGUAUGAAUGAAGUGAAUUUAAAUGUGGGGUGGAAGACUCUUUCGGACAUCCUUAAACAAGAAGCAGAAACUGAUGAUUCUUGCAAGAAAACAUCAGAAGAAGUGGAUGUUCAUGUCCAAGAAUUGGAAGAAGAGUUGAGAAAGAUCGAUGCGUUCAAACGGGAACUUCCCUACUGCAUACUUCUCUUAAAAGACGCAAUUGAGAGAUUGAAGUGGAGGCGAAGGGAAUUAGAACUGUUAAAGCGUGGUUCUGAAGGGGAUGGAAUGGCAGCACAAGUGUCAAACGAUUUCACCAAAAACAAGAAUUUGAUGAGUUCUGCUCAGCUCUGGAAACACGACUCUGUUUUCCACCUAACCUCAAGGUAUGAAGAGGGGGAAGGGAAUGGGAGUGAGAAUCGGUGCCAGGGAUGUAAUUUCAAGAAUAGGGUAGGGGCAUUUGUGCCAUUCAAGAAACCAUCCGGAACGACAAUAAAGGACGAGAAAGGAACCGCACCGGUUCAUGGUGUAUCACUGUCGUUAGCUGAGGUGGAAGCAACUGAUUGGGGAUUGAAAGGGGAUGGUGGCUCUGGUAGGACACAACCGCAGCAGCAAGAACAGCAGAGGAAACAGAGGCGCUGUUGGUCUCCUGAGCUGCACCAGAGAUUCGUCGAUGCACUGCACCACCUUGGUGGACCACAAACGGCCACUCCGAAGCAAAUAAGGGAACUCAUGAAAGUGGAUGGCCUAACCAAUGAUGAAGUGAAAAGCCAUUUGCAGAAAUACAGGAUUCACAUAAGAAAGCUCUCAACUCCACCACCAGAACUGCCUGGAGAUACGUCGAAGCCACUGCCUGCACAUUUUGGCUUCCCACCAGGGCCUUUUUUUGACGCUUCAUUAGCCGCUACUGCUGAUAUAUAG
This is a messenger RNA of Sesamum indicum (sesame), 906 nucleotides long. Its product is annotated as transcription factor HHO5. Lineage: Eukaryota; Viridiplantae; Streptophyta; Magnoliopsida; Lamiales; Pedaliaceae. Gene Ontology annotation, molecular function: DNA binding; DNA-binding transcription factor activity. The record is from RefSeq and is a predicted model, not a curated record. Gene Ontology annotation, biological process: regulation of DNA-templated transcription.